CUUCCUCAGAUAUUAUCCUUCAGGCAUGGAGGAGGGAGUUCUGUUCUGUUCUUGAAAAACAUCAGGACGUCCAAAUAAAAGCGGGAACACUUUCAGGGAUGCACAUCACUCUGCUCUGACAAGUUUCCACAUGUGUUCUGACUGUAAUUUAAGCUCCAGCGACAGCUUAUUUAAAGACGAGCUGUUUUGACUCCCAGAGGAGAAGGAGGUUCACGUUUAUGAGUGAACAGGUAACAAUUUGACGACUGGCUGAGGUGUCAUUUGGACGGGGGAGAGUUGGACCAGUGAGCAGAAUCCUCUAUUCAUCAUGAACCCACUCAGUUUGAUCCAUUCCACCUCGGUCUUUACUGUGAUGUUGGCUCUACUCUGCUGUAGCCAGGCCUUACCCAGGACAGAUGUUCCAAUCCGCCCUGGCCACCCCUUUCUAUUCAUGUGGAAUGCCCCGUCCGAGCUGUGUGAAAUACGCUUCGGGAUGCCACUGGACCUCUCCCACUUCCACCAUGUCAGCAGCACCCUGAAGACAGCCACGAACCAGUUCAUCUCUAUAUUCUACACCGACCGCUUCGGCAUCUUCCCCUACGUGGAUGAAGAUACGGGCGAGAUGUAUGACGAAGGCCUCCCUCAGCUGAUAGACCUGAAGGAGCACCAUGAACUGGCUGAGGAUGACAUUGAGUACUACAUCCCAGCAGACCAACCGGGCCUGGCUGUGCUGGACUUUGAGGAGUGGAGGCCCCAGUGGGUCAGAAACUGGGGCAGCAAGAACAUCUACAGAGAGAUCUCCAUCGAAAAGGUCAAGAUGAAGAACGCAACACUAUCUGAUGACGAAGCUGAGGAUCGGGCAAAGGUGGUGUUUGAACGAGCAGCGAAGAGGUACUUCACCCGAUCCAUCAGGAUUGGGAAGACCCUGAGGCCUAAAAAACUCUGGGGUUACUACUUGUACCCUGACUGCUACAACUACGACUACAACCAGGACAUGAAAGGCUUCACCGGAGAGUGUCCCGACAUCGAGCAGGUCAGGAAUGAUGAACUUCUCUGGUUGUGGAAAGAGUCCACCGCACUAUUCCCAUCCAUCUACCUGGAGGCGGUGCUCAAAGACUCCCAUCAGGCCCGGCAGUUUGUUCGCCAUCGCAUCCACGAGGCAGUGAGGGUGUCGAUGCUUCCCAACAGCUCCUACUCCACCCCCAUCUACGCCUACAUACGCCCAGUGUACAAGGACAGCGUUGACGACUACAUGUCAGAGUUUGACCUGGUCAACACCAUCGGGGAAGCUGCUGCUCUUGGUGCUGCAGGAGUCGUUUCCUGGGGAGAUAUGAAUAUCACUGACACAGAGGACUCUUGCUUUGACGCACGGCGCCACCUGGAGCAGGUCAUGAACCCCUACAUCCUCAACGUCUCCACGGCAACCAAGCUGUGCAGCGUAUCACUCUGUCAGGGUAAAGGUCGCUGUGUGAGAAAACGCUGGGAUGAAGACGUCUUCCUCCACCUCGACCCUCUUCGAUACCAGAUCCAGCGGGUCCGCCGUGGUGGUCCGCUGGUGGUGCGCGGUGGCCUCUCACAGGAGGACGUCAACUGGUUUGAUGACAACUUUGACUGCAUGUGUUACAGUGCAGAGCCAUGCAGGUCACCCCUGAUUCUCAACAUCAUCCACGAGGCCGUCAUGACAACGAAGCAUAAAUCUGCAGCAUGUCAAAGCGGUGGCAGGCUGCACCCUUUACUGAUGAUGGCAGCUCUGAUGAGUCUGAACUCAGUCAUGAUGUAAAUACAAACCAUUAAUGAAGUCAGUUUGUGUGUGUGAUACAAGUCAGCAACAGCAGGAAACAUGCUGCCAUCGUAUGUUUCAUAAAACCACAGACGUGUGGAACCUCAGGGUGUCAUUUCUCACAGAUGGAUCUGAUUCUUUUUUGCCUUUACUCUUCUGAAAUGAGAUGGUUGUGGUGGAUGGUAGAUUUUCAAAAUACAUGACUUUUACACCCGAGAGCAGAGUUUGGAUUUUCACACCUGGGAAUUUUCAGGUUUAGCUCACACAGGCACUUUGAUUAGAAUAUAUUGUGUGAUGGUUUAAACAUUAACCCAUACAGACCCAGUGUUACAUUUAUGUCACUUCCUAAAUGAUUUUUUUUUCUCUACUUAACCUUUCUUAAGUGAUUUAUCAUCAUUUAUUCUAAUAUUA
Messenger RNA from Sphaeramia orbicularis (orbiculate cardinalfish), 2170 nucleotides. RefSeq names its product hyaluronidase-5-like. The transcript has 4 exons. Gene Ontology annotation, biological process: hyaluronan catabolic process; carbohydrate metabolic process. The record is from RefSeq and is a predicted model, not a curated record. The coding region runs from base 308 to 1759 and encodes 483 amino acids. Gene Ontology annotation, cellular component: acrosomal vesicle. Gene Ontology annotation, molecular function: hyalurononglucosaminidase activity. Lineage: Eukaryota; Metazoa; Chordata; Actinopteri; Kurtiformes; Apogonidae.